This is a messenger RNA of Pelagomonas calceolata, 793 nucleotides long. The record is from the annotation of a GenBank genome assembly. Lineage: Eukaryota; Pelagophyceae; Pelagomonadales; Pelagomonadaceae.
UCUGUUUCUCGCUGUGAGCCGUGGAGUGGCCCUCGCCUCGCACCAAUCGUUGCGGCAGCCAAUAUGUACCGGACGCUGGCGCUCGCCGCCGCGCUGGCGCCGGUCACCGGCUUCGCGCCGGCCCUCCGGGCAACAGCGAGGAGCGUCGCGCUGAAGGCCAAGUACACGGACGCGAACGGCAACCCCAUCAAGGCAGCGCUGAGCGCCUAUAUGCAUUUUUGCAACGACGAACGGGCCACGGUGACGGCAGAGCAGAAGCGGCUGGCGGGCGACUCGUUCAAGCAGACGCUCGUCAUGACGAAACUCGGGGCGCUCUGGCGCGAGCUGCCCGAGGCGCAGAAGGCGACCUACAACCAGAAGGCACGACGCGGUGUGGACAUCAACCAGUGGGUUAGGUUGUCGACCUCCACGCCAUCGAGCAGACGCAGGAAUGGGAUCGUCGUCGCGUCGAUGGCGUGGAACCUCGACGCUGUCGAGCAGCGUGGCCGCCCAACAUUUGAUUUCCACACAGGCUAAGGAGGAUAAAGCGAGGUACGACGCCGCGCUCAAGGCCGCCGGCGUGCUCACGAAGGCCGAGAAAAAGGCCCAGGGCCCGAAGCGGCCGCUCAGCGCCUACAUGCACUUCUGCGCCGAGCGCCGGCCGUCGCUCACCGAGGAGCUCAAGGCCCAGCUCGGCGCCGACUUCAAGUACACGCUCGUCAUGACCAAAUUGGGCGAGGAGUGGCGCGGCGUCGGCGACAAGUCCAAGUACGAGGCCAUGGCCGCGGCCGACAAGGCCUCGAAGGCGGCCUAG